Neurospora tetrasperma FGSC 2508 is the source of this 219-nucleotide messenger RNA. RefSeq lists its product as uncharacterized. NCBI's taxonomy places the organism in Eukaryota, Fungi, Ascomycota, Sordariomycetes, Sordariales, Sordariaceae. The coding region runs from base 1 to 219 and encodes 72 amino acids. The transcript has 3 exons. The record is from RefSeq and is a predicted model, not a curated record.
AUGGCGUUGUUUCUUGACCCGGCAUCAGUUACGUAUAACCUUGACGGCCCACCGCCGAACAGUAGUAUUCUGGAGUCUUGGCGACUGGUCCACCAGCGAGAGGACCACGAUGAUAAACUUGACAUCACUGUACCCAAGGCCCAUGAGGAGGUGCGGAGAGCCGAAUACCAGACCUCCCGUAAGAAACUUGUCGGCGAUGCCAACGUCCGAUACGGUUAA